AAGUGGGUGAGGUAAGAAGGUCAACGGAUAAACGAAACGUCCGCAAUAUGUCGGACGAAAUGUGUUUGUCAACAUUCUAUUGAUUUUUCUUGUUAUAUUAAAAAAUAUCAAGUAAAUUAAUCAACACAACACAAAAAAUAAUCGUAAUCAGUUAUUUCGCUGUUAAACAACUUCAUCUUUAAUAAUUCAGUGCGAUUAGACGUAAAGACAUGUAAACAUUGAUACUUUCACAAAAUCUCUGUAACUGCGACAUAAAAAUAAAGAUUAAUUGUUAAUUCUGAAUAUAUUUUCUACUUGGAAUAAAUAGAAUACUGUGCGACAUGUUUGUAAUUGAUUAAGUGUCAAUGAACUUGUACAUUUCGUGUUAAAAUUGGUGCAUACGGACAUAUGAUAGUGAGGAAGAAAAAUCAAUAAUUCUGCAGUGUCUUCGUUGCUAGGCUGUGGGUGAUGCAGUGCAAAAUAAACCGAUAAAGAUUAAAUUUUCUUCAGUAUGACGUGAGUAACAAAUAUUUUGUUACAAUAUACUAUCUAAACAUGAUGGAAGGUAUAAUAACUUACAGAGUGACUCCACUAUUGAAAUGUAUAGUGUUGUUCCUGUUUAUUUUUACGGCAAAGGUGCUCACCUCGCGGCCUCAAGAGCCGCAAGAUCUAAGGAAUGGCAUUCAACACCUAAAACCUUCUCACUAUGUGAGAACUUUCACUAAAUACCACCAUAGAAGGACCAUACAGUGGAAUAGUCAACAAAACGAGUUAAAUAAUGACUGGCCAGUUACAAAUGAGCAGCCAAAAGCUAUUGGAAAAAGAAAUGCUGAUUUGCCCAACUAUGUAGAGGUCAGAGACGUGUCUAAAGUCUAUCAACAUGCAAAGCUUUUGAAAAAACGGAGCAUACCAGAUAGUUUAUUGAAAAGAGUUUCUAAUGAACCUGUGAAGAGAAAAUACUGGUCGGUAGAGCAUUCGAAGAUUGGUAAAAGAAGCCUUGAUGUUCCAAAUUCAAAUGAAUUUGUUGGUACCUCACAUGAGAUGCCCAGACUUGAUCAGUUUACUUCCGACACUGUUCGAGACAACAUCGUAGGAUCGUUUGAAAAAAAGCCAAUAAUUUCUAGUAAAGAAAAUAAAGGGAAGAAUGGUUUGUCUGCUGAAAUUAAGAAUUAUAAAGUUAAACAGCGCAUGAUACCGACUACUACUACAACUACGAUGGGUCCUACGAUUUCAUGUUUGUAUAAGAUUCAUGAUAGCGUGGCUAUGAGUGUUACUCCCUCUUAUGCUGACGAGGUCAACGCACAGCUGGUUGUUGAAAAUGAUAGUUUUGAAACAGGCCCAAUAUCGGAGACCACUCUGCCCAACGGUGAGGUGGCUCAAGUAGAACAGUGUACAGACACAAGGGCUUCCUGUUAUACCCUGUGGCAUCAGGAUAAGGAUGGUAACAUCACUGUGCUUGGACAAGGUUGCUGGCGCUCCUCACAGUCGGAAGGGCGGAGCACCUGCGACAGGUGCACCAAGGUGGCCGCUCCGAGACUCCCCGGCACCAAGUUCUGUUGCUGCAGUAAUACAUACUGCAAUGCUGAUUUCUUAACCCUCAAAGAAGAAACAGUAACAAUGAAAGCGGAGUCCACGAUGGACAGCGGUGCCCACAACAUAGUGGCUGCUUCUAACAUCCUGGCAUCAUCCGUGCUGGCCGUAGUAGCUAUACUCAUCAUGGCACUGCUGCUAGCCAAGCUGUACUGCAGGAGUAACAACCACCAUCAUAGCGAUACUGAUACUCUUAAUAUUGAGAAAGGAGAAGUGAUGGGUAGCGGCCCUGACGCGCUUGCUACUGGACUGUCGUGUGUCGAUAAUCUUACGUUGAUUGAGCAUAUUGGUCAGGGUAAAUUCGGUUCCGUCUGGCGCGGCAGUUUAGGCAGCACUCCAGUGGCAGUCAAGUUGUACUCCAACUCUAACACUUGGCAGAAGGAAGCAGCAGUUUAUGCGUUACCCCAUCUAGCGCAUCCCAAUAUAUUGCGCUAUUACGGUAGCGACAGCCGCGCCAGUCUAACAUCCUGUGGCCGUUCUCAGCUCAUAGUAGUAGAACUAUGUGCGGAACCGCUGAGAGCUCGACUGACUCGGGCUCCUCUCUCGUGGAGGGAGUUCGCUCAUCUCGCGCACGGACUCGCCGCAGCUCUCGCGCAUUUGCAUACACCUAGUUUGUGCCUAGUUUUUAUUACUAAAUGAUCUCUAGGUGGCAGCAAGCCGUGCGUGGUACACCGCGACGUGAAUAGCAACAACGUGCUAGUGACGGCGUCUGGUGAUGCUCGGCUCGCAGACUUGGGGCUCGCUCAGCUGUUGCACGCCGCCAGAGAUAAGGCUGUGCCUACUAGGAUUACUGAGGCGGGCACCCUGCGCUACCUGUCUCCGGAGGCGCUGGAAGGUGCAUUGGACCUGAGCGGGGCCCGAGCAGCCCUGUGUGCAGUCGACGUGUUCGCGCUCGCGCUGGUGCUGUGGGAGAUGUUGUGGCGCACCCGCGGGGCCCACGCCGGGCCCCUGCCGCCCUACGCGCCGCCCUACCAGCACCACGGCCUGCCGCCGCGCCCUAGCCUGGCACAGAUGCAGAGUCUAGUAUCCCGCAACAAGGCACGGCCGCCGCUACCGAAGGGCCCGGUACAACAGUCGCGAGCGCUCAAGAUAGCCGCCGAUACCUGUGACGAAUGCUGGGACCAUGAUGCUGAGGCUAGAUUAACAGCGGUAUGCGUAGAAGAGCGUAUGGCUGAGCUAAAGCAGAUGUUACACGCUCAAGGGCCGCUCAUUCAUGACAACAAUUUGCAUCCACACCCUCCUGCGGACUCCAACGUCCCAUCGCCACCGGAAUCCGACAAGAACUCGAACUGUACCACAACACAGAACUGCGACGUUCACACCCCCCUCCUCUACCCCCACCCACACAUAGGCAGGAACGCCUGUAUCGAACGCAACACUCACACUAACACACAGCAAACCACCGUCGAACUGAUACACAAAAGCUUGAAAGAUAUCACUGCCCCUAUAGAAACAGUAAGAGCCCCAAAUAAUGAAGAAAACUGCCUUUCUGUAGCUAGGGUCCCCAGCCAUACGCGUAUCCCCCUUCUAGAAAAUUCCGGACUAUCCGAAGUCAGGUCCUACCAAAGACCUUUAGAAUACGUCCAAAAUGAUGUCACGAACCACGAUAUUGAUAGAGGUCCGAAACAAACGAAUCUACUCCAAGAUGUUAAAGUAGAAAAACCUAAAUGGGGUAUCAAAAAAUUCUUCGAGAAACUAAAUAGAAAUAAAAUGGAAACCGAAGUGAAGUUGGCGGAAAAUUCCCAAAGAACCAUGACUUCGAUAGUCGAUAAACCGUCGAAUAUUAACGAGAGGGAACGGCCUUCUAAUCUAACUAUUAGCCAAGACAGAAGCCCUUAUAAUUUCGAAGGACCUUGUACCUUAUCGCCUCCUAAUAAGACUCUUUCUCCAACAAUGAUGAUGGAAUCCGAAAAUAAAGUCUUUAACUUCAAAGAACUGCCAAACAGAGAGACUGAAGCACGAACGCCGAAUCAAAUUUUCGCAGUCAUAGUACCGAAAGCGAAGCCCCCAGAUUUUAUCGAAAUGAAAAACAAGAAAGGCAGUUCGGAAAGUCUAAAUAAGCGAUCAGUAAAAACUUCUUUAUCUUCUCAAAGUAUUUUGAAAUCGAAUUCCGAGUCUGAAGAUUCGACCGUUAAAAAACGCUUGAGUUGUGACAACAGAAUUAUUAAUAGUGCUAGUUCUUCUAGAGCGAGUAUUAAUUUAGAACUACAAUAUAUGGAUACACCAGAUAAUUACAAUGGAAACAUAAGCCCUUUUGAUAUUAACUCUGACUGCUCAAGUAGUGAGGAUGAACAUUUAAUGCUGUUAUCCGAAAAUGGGGGGUCAAAAAUCACAAUGCAAACGAUACCUAAAACUGAAGUAGACAAGAAAAAAUACCAAAAUGAAGUGUUAAAAGAAUCUAGCCAAGUUACUGAUUUCACGUUUAACAAAUUCCAAAAUAAGUAUACUAAUUUCGAUAAUGAAUUUAGCGAUCCGAAUGAUAAAGAGAAUCUAGUGAACGGUUACAGCGGCGAUAACCCCGUUUACUUAGCAGCUUUGAACGGAGAAAUUGAUACUACAGAGCUAAAAUAUCCAGCUUGUAGAUCACCUAAGCCGACUUUGAAAAACCUAGCGAUUAAAAGACAGCAUUCUUUAGAGCAAGUCAGUGAGAUUUUCACUUCUGCUGGUGAUGUUAAUCUUCUGAACCCGGCAGGUAGGGUUAAGACCCCAGGGGAUCUUCCUGUGGCCGUCAGAAGGGCGAGAAGAGAUAGGGCGUUACAGAAGGGAAGGGCUAGCGAAUGUAAUAGAUUGAGUUUAUACGACGAUAGGAUGAUGUUCGGUAAUAGUCUGUAGGUGAUUCACGUGAAUUGAUACUUUAAGAAAAUAUACUUGAAGGGGUAAAAAAUAAUCAUUUGUAAAGGUACUGAGGUAGUUCGAAAAACAAGCUUAAAAAUAUGGCUUUUAAAAGUACCCUAUUGAGGUAUGAAAAUCAUUAGUAACUUUAUUUUUACACAUGUUAGGUGUAUAACAAAAUGGCUAGACAUUUCGCUAAUUAGCUAAAGAACGUCACUUUCUAUCGAUGUUAUCGAUAAAAUAAAAUACAUCACUGUACUUUUAAGAUGAUUUAAACAUCAAGUAAAAUGAUAAAAAUAACUGGAAAAUGCAAGCUUUUUAAAAGGGUAACAAUCCGAUUUUGUUAGAAAUUACCUAUUUAUCUACACAAUAUCAGAAAAAUAUGAUAAAUAUAUUUCACUUAUUAUACCCUAUAUCACACUUAAAGUAAUAUAAAAUGACAUUUCCCAAUGCAUUUAUGUGAAUAGUCAGCAAAAACAAACAAAAAGCGAUAUGCUUUCAUAAAAAUCGUUACCUCACAUUAAAAUUAAGAAAUAUAAAAAUAAAUGUAAAGAACUAUUAACAUUCGUGCUUUUAUCAAAUUCUUUCAUUAAAUAAACUAUAUUUCACUUUGACCGGAAAAUGUUUGCAAUUUAUCUGUCAAAUUAUUUUUAACUAAUGUUUGUAUGAAAAUAUUUGCUACGAUUUGCAUGCUAUUUAUUCAUAUUAAAUAUUUUCUCACUUUACCCGGUUAUUCCUUGUAAUACGAUGUGUAUUUUUAAUGCAUUUGAGAGUCGAUUUUUCAAUCAUAAGUUAACUUCUCUCAUCUGAGAAAUAAAUAUAUUAGGCUGCGGGAUUGUUCGCGCGAGUUACCGCGGCCUUGGUACAUAAAGGGCUUAAGAAGGAACAUGGUGGGUUUGAGUCAGUAAGAGUCUGACACUCCCUCACGCUGCACCCACAGCGUGAGGAGUCAUUUGAUGAUUUCCUAUGAGAAAAGGAAUAAAUAUAACAGUUUGACAUAUUUUCUAUACAAAAUCUAUCAAGACGGAAUUUUUCUUCAGAUUAUAGUUAUGUGAUGAUUGAAAAAUCGACCCUAAAUAAGGUAAUGUUAAGAGUAACAUUUGAUUGCAGUAUGUUAAUUGGUUUAUUUAUUUUUUAUUGUUGAUAGUAAUGAUUUGCGCGGAAGAAUAAAAUAGGUAUUUGAAAAUAUUUUAAUAUCUCGCUUGACGAUUUAAAUAAUAUCUUGA
Helicoverpa armigera (cotton bollworm) is the source of this 5627-nucleotide messenger RNA. RefSeq lists its product as uncharacterized. Gene Ontology annotation, biological process: protein phosphorylation; cellular response to growth factor stimulus; BMP signaling pathway. The record is from RefSeq and is a predicted model, not a curated record. The transcript is spliced from 12 exons. Gene Ontology annotation, cellular component: plasma membrane; signaling receptor complex. Gene Ontology annotation, molecular function: ATP binding; transforming growth factor beta receptor activity. Lineage: Eukaryota; Metazoa; Arthropoda; Insecta; Lepidoptera; Noctuidae.